CUGUGCGACCCGGAAGUGACCCCCCUCUCCCCCCACAACUCGCGGUGCUCGAAAGUAUUGGCCACUCGUAGCCCGAAAGAGAGCGGUUCCGUCGUUUUCAAAUCGAUGAUCCGCCGAGGAUCGUGGUGCAUCGACGAUCGUCGAAAGAUUCGGACACUUUGAUGGAUAUUCGGGGGGACUUCCGGUGGACGUGGCCUGUGGGUUGACCUCUGCGCGAUAUCGAGGAUACCAGUCGAGCAAGAGUGCUGGUUGGACAAAGAGAAUCGACACGGUAGAAUGUGCAGAUGAUCGGAAUGACGAGACACUCUCUGGUGAUCCUAUGCUGCUACCUGUACACGCUAUUUGACAUGGCGGCCCUGCACUUUCCCGAGGAAAUAUGCGAACCGGUACUUUCCACGGAGGUCGAAGGCUGGCACAUUAAGGUCGAUAGCCUAUCGUCCAGUACGUUUCGACUUUCGGCGAGAAAGCGCGGGUACCGGUUCUUUCCGAAGAUCGAAAGGGAGUCGGAUCUCGAGGAGUACGGCAGAAAGGAAGCCUCUUUGUCGCUGAGGGACAUCCUGCCUUUGAACCCCAAGCAAUACGACAAGCACAGAGCACCGAAGUACUUGGGACAGCCCACCAUCGUCUAUUUCCACGUCACCGUUCUCAGCCUCGACUCCAUAAACGAGGAAUCCAUGACGUACGUAGCGGACAUAUUUCUGGCUCAAAGCUGGCGGGACUCCAGGCUUCGACUUCCGGAGAACAUGUCCGAGGAAUACAGGAUAUUGGACGUGGAUUGGCUGCACAACAUUUGGAGGCCCGACUGCUUCUUCAAAAACGCGAAGAAGGUCACCUUUCACGAGAUGUCGAUACCCAAUCAUUACCUAUGGUUGUACCAUGACAAGACUCUACUUUACAUGUCCAAGUUGACCCUCGUUCUGUCCUGUGCGAUGAAGUUCGAGUCCUACCCACAUGACACUCAAAUCUGUUCGAUGAUGAUAGAAAGCCUGUCGCACACGACCCAGGACCUGGUGUUCAUUUGGAACAUGACAGACCCAUUGGUGGUGAAUCCGGAGAUCGAGCUGCCCCAGCUGGACAUCUCCAACAAUUACACGACCGAUUGCACAAUCGAGUACUCCACGGGGAACUUCACGUGCAUACAGAUCGUGUUCAAUCUGCGCCGUCGGCUCGGCUACCACCUGUUUCACACGUACAUACCGUCCGCGCUGAUCGUGGUCAUGUCCUGGAUCGCGUUCUGGAUCAAACCCGAGGCCAUCCCGGCCAGGGUCACCCUGGGCGUCACGUCACUGCUGACCCUCGCGACUCAGAACACGCAGUCCCAGCAAUCGUUGCCUCCAGUCUCCUACGUCAAGGCCAUCGACGUGUGGAUGUCCUCGUGCAGCGUGUUCGUGUUCCUCUCGUUGAUGGAGUUCGCCGUGGUGAACAACUACAUGGGCCCAGUGGCCACCAAGGCCAUGAAGGGCUACUCCGACGAGGAUCUUCGAGAGGCCAUCGACGAGUUCAAAACGCCGAUGAGGAACGAUUCUGGGAGGAGCAGGAGUCCCGUCAGGCCCCUGACAGUGCAAUACGACACUUGCUGUCAAGGUCGUGCAACCGCCAUUUACAUCGACAAGUUCUCCAGAUUCUUCUUUCCGUUCUCCUUUCUCAUCCUGAACGUCGUCUACUGGAGCACCUUCCUGUAGACGAAACCUGAGGAGAAGAAGAUCCGUGAAAUCGUCGACAGCUUUCGAUGGCAAUGCGUUUCGUCUUUGUUGGCUGCAGUUCAUCUUUGACAUUAUCAUGGAGGAUGAGAACUCCAAGGCAUUCGUGAGCAUUGAACCAGUCAACAAAGAAGCGAACGAUUUUUCUACGAGAGAAAGUCUGCUAAAAGAAUUUUUAGUGCCUUUUAUAUUAGAUACUGUAUCCCCUCCC
Molecule: messenger RNA, 1911 nt
Organism: Colletes gigas
Lineage: Eukaryota; Metazoa; Arthropoda; Insecta; Hymenoptera; Colletidae
Gene: HisCl1
Product: glycine receptor subunit alpha-4
Exons: 9
Coding region: 285-1682 (465 amino acids)
Biological process (GO): regulation of membrane potential; chloride transmembrane transport; nervous system process
Cellular component (GO): synapse; membrane; neuron projection
Molecular function (GO): neurotransmitter receptor activity; chloride channel activity; extracellular ligand-gated monoatomic ion channel activity
Source: RefSeq, a predicted model, not a curated record